UGUUUCUUUUUUUUUUUGUCUUUGAUUUUUUCCUUCUCUGUCGUAUCUGUUGAUCUCUUCAGUCGCGAUCGUUUCCCCUUCCUCUGAAUCUUAAUGAUGGAUGGGUCAAAGAUUGGCUGCCUCACGGCAAAACACUCACACUAGUUAUGUUUUACUGCGCUAUGCGUUUCUUCUUCUUUUCCUUUUUCUUCUUUUUCGUUUUUUUCUUGUGUUUCCUUGGUUGCCGUCUCGGAGGAUUCACAUCUCCGAAAGCGGCAAGAUGGGAGAACACUUUGUACGCAACGAGUUAAAGUUUUCUGGCUCUGUCGGACAGUUCAGAGAUUUAUCAGCGCCGCAAGGCUAUACUACAGCAAUAUAACAGAACAGGUCUCUUUUAAAAACUUUACAACUCCUCGGAUAGCGACUGACAAGAAUCAUUAACCA
Messenger RNA from Sodiomyces alkalinus F11, 423 nucleotides. RefSeq lists its product as hypothetical. Lineage: Eukaryota; Fungi; Ascomycota; Sordariomycetes; Glomerellales; Plectosphaerellaceae. The coding region runs from base 101 to 358 and encodes 85 amino acids. The transcript has a single exon. The record is from RefSeq and is a predicted model, not a curated record.